Molecule: messenger RNA, 1792 nt
Organism: Daphnia pulicaria
Lineage: Eukaryota; Metazoa; Arthropoda; Branchiopoda; Diplostraca; Daphniidae
Gene: Rbsn-5
Product: rabenosyn-5-like
Exons: 10
Coding region: 142-1644 (500 amino acids)
Molecular function (GO): metal ion binding
Source: RefSeq, a predicted model, not a curated record
AAUGGGCGUAAUACAAAUGAAGUGAAUUAUUCCUGGAUUACAAGCUUUUAAAAGUUGUUACACAGAUUUGGAGUAACAUUGGUUAGAUUUGUGAUUUUUCCUGAUAUCAAUAAUCCUAGUAGUAUCAACUCUGUGAGUGAAAUGGCGACCAGCACACACACCGAAGAUAACGAGAGCAGAAUUCGAGAAGGAUUUAUUUGUCCUAUUUGCAUGGAAGAUUUGGCUACAGAUGACCAGUUACUUCUUCAUUUCGAAGAAGCUCAUGAUACAGAAGAGGAUAAGGAUGUAUUACAGGCUUUCAAAGACUUUCUUGGCAAGGCUAAGAAGAUUUUGAAGUCAGACAAUCCUUUUGAUAUUCUGGAGAAAACUAGUUCAAAAUCCAGUAGUCAGCAAAAGCAGUAUCAUGUUGAAUGGGAUCCUCAAGAUUUUGGUGUAAUACAUAGUCACUGGUCGGAUUUCCGUAAGUUCCGGAGUAACCGAAUGGACUUUUACGCUGCCGAAACAAACAAAUUAAUCAUUCGACUAGAUAAAAUUGUAUCUUGCUUACCCAGUGAAGCUGCGAAAAGACGGGAGCAUGAACAAAACAUAGUUACUUGGGUUAACGACGAGGACGUUCAGCUAUGCCCGCAAUGUGCUAAAUCAUUUAACAUACUUAGACGGAAACAUCACUGCCGUGUCUGUGGUACCGUACAAUGCCACCAAUGCAGUCAAUUUCUCUUGCUUUCAUUUGCAAGGAAACUGACAAAUCCCAGCUAUAUUCCAACCUUAGAUGACAACAAGGAGAAACCAAGUCCUCCUAAGAGAUUAACUCACGCUGCCUUCCAUGCUCUUAAAAGGACUGGAUCUACCACUAGUUUGACGUCACUGACUUCUCUAAUUGAUACCGAUACGGGAGAAGGUCACAUCAGAGUUUGUUAUUAUUGUAAACAGCUUCUUGAACGACGCGAACAGCAAAUGGACAGCCGAAGUCAAAACGCUGUCAUCGCCGAACUCUAUAAUGAAAUGCGGAAGUACAUGGAAAAAGGUGCCGAACUCAUGCCGGUUUUCUUGAAAAUGCUCGAAUCUUUUAGUCAAGGUGAAUCUACUUACAAUUUGAAAGAUGCUCAAGAAUGUCGUCUGAAACUAUUGAAAAUUGCCGAAUACGUUGACGGCUACAGUAAAAAAAUCCAGUCUCUCGGAAUUGAUGAUGAGAAAAAUCCCACGUCUGGCACUGCCCUGUCAUUACAACUCAAAAUUCGUCUUUCUGCAGUAAACUUCUUGAAAGAAAAUCUACUUGGAUUGCCGAACUUGCCCACUGAAGAACAACUUAUAGUGCUGCAAGCUGAGAGGCGUCAAGCAAUCGAAAAACGCAUAGCUCAAGAGAAAAAAGCUGUUUUUGAAAAGCGGGAAACAGAAACUAGACGUCAACACAUGGAUAAUCAGAAAGAUUUUGAAGCAGUGUCCGUAGAUAGAGGUUGGGGAGUAGAAACCUCAAACAUAAGAAACGUAAAUGAGUCGGACGAUCCGAUGCUACAGCAAAUGCAAAUAAUGCGGAAUUACAUUCAACAAGCUAGGCGUGCAAAUCGUUACGACGAUGUUGUUAUCCUGGAGGCAAACUUACGUGAUCUUCAGAUUGAACACGAGAGAAUGCAGUCUCAGUCAUAAGAUUUCGAUCGACAUUCCAUCAAUUGAUCAAAUAUAGAAUGGUCAAAUAACAUGUUUAUUCGCCCCCAACAAUGUGAUAUUCGUUAUUUUGAAUGCGAUAUAUAAUAAUGAAUGCAACUUCCGUUUUUUGUUCAAAAAUGCAUAUAAU